AUGGACGAGCGCGUUCAUAUGCAACGGUUCCGACAAGGUGCCCGCGGCUCGGCAACUACGUUCCUGCUGGACUGGGAGUGGUUGUUGAACGAGUUCCAAAACUUGGAGACAAUCACGGCAGAAACCCACGCGACGUUACUCCCCAGAUCUGGCGAGGACUUACGCAAGUAUGUAUCAGUUAUUCUGAAAAGUCGUGACAAAGAUAUCCGUGCAGAGGAUGUCAAGCACCUCGUCCACCAAGCAACAGUUCGUAGGCACGUUGUGGUCAUGCUGAUUCAAAAUGCUGUGCGGCGAGAACAUCCAGCUUAUAAGCACGUGGAUCUAGAGGCCAUGUUGCAACGCGCUGAGACGGUGCUACCCGAAAACGAUGUGCCUGCCGAAGUUGUGGCACUGCUCGAAAGUGACGAAGCUACAGAACUACUCUACAAGCAAAAGAACGCAGCGCCUAUAGCCGAACCAGAUACUGUUGAUGAGGCGAUUCUAGAACUGAGUCUGCAGCGUCCCAACGCAGUCGUUCUCGAAAAAAGUGGUUGCGAUGUUAUAGAUGGCGAAGGUCAGCAAGAAGCAGCACUGCGUGCGUUAGCAGAAGAUAUAGCACCGGACCAACUUGCAGAAGAGGACUGUGACGACGCACUUGCGGAGCAAGCAGACGAGACAGUGCCCGAGCGACAGAUUGUGUCUUCUACAACUCCCAUGGAUCAAUUUGCUCCGUGGUACUUUGGUGUAGCAUUUGCUUUUCUUUUUAAAUACUGCACCGCCAUGCCUGAUCCGCCUAACUACGGCAAAUACGCGGACAAGCGAUGGAGAAGAAACGAAGCGGCACCACGCGUGACACUGCAGGAUUGGACCAGGCUCAUGUCGCAGCGAAUAGAAAGCCAACUAAACAGAGACUGGACAUUUGGCUACACGUCAUGGAACAUCUUGUUCCGGUCGGCUGUGAAUCUAUCGCGUUCUGUCUACGCAUAUGACACACCCGUACGAACUGCGGCAGGAGAAUGGCAGACCCUGACUCCGAGUAUGCUAGAAGAUGCAGCAUGCGAAAUAAUCCAAGGGCUGAAAGGAUCCUACCGAACCCCCGAAGGUCGUUUCAUGCCUGUGAAAGGCAAUCUGAACCUGGUCCGUUUCCUGCCUAAUCUUUCACCGACCGCACAGCGCAUUUUAGCAAACCUGAGCCACACUGCCAGAAAGGUGCCCGGAACGCAGGAGGCACGGCGCAUCAUGCGCUUUGAGAUACAGGCUAUGCGCAUCCGAUACGGCACGCCCAUCUUCGUAACAGUGACGCCGGACGAAGCACACUCGCUCCUGUAUGUGCGCAUGUCUCGACACCGCCGAAGCGACCCGAUACGGCGCCCCAAUCAGCACUGCAAUGCAAGAAGCGGGGAUAGGCGAUGGCCCGCCUUGGAUCAAGAUCUGACACUGGAAUGCCCCUUUGAACUAUUCCAGGAGCGACGAGCCACCUGGGAGGAGCAUCGCCGAAUCUUAGCACGCGAUCCCCUGGCAACAGUCCACGGUUUCCGCGUCACGCUCUUUCUGGUCAUGAAACAUCUUUUUGGCAUGAACGUCUGCCUGCAGUGCCCCUCUUGUAACUGUGGCAGUAUGCCAUGCCAAGACUGGCAAGGCAGCAAUGCAACAUGCACGGGGGGUAUUUUUGGGCGCUGCGAUGCCGCUUACGUAGCCAUCGAAUUUCAGAAAUCGAGCGGCUCGCCUCAUGGGCACAUUCAAUUAUUUGUUCAGUGCUUGCACCAGCACGAGAAUCUCGCAGAUAUCUUCAGUCUGGCGAAAGACCGUCUUGCCCUCCUUCGAGCAGACUAUCUCCGAUACGAAAUACAUGUACGCCGUAGCAUCUACGACAAAAGCCCGAAAGAGACAGAAGAAGCUUUGCGGCAUGCAGAGCAACAAUGGCCCGAGUAUAUCAGCGUCACAAAUCUGAUUAGUCGUCCAGCGUACCAACGAGGUGUGCUAGUAGCCGAUUGUCGUGAGGACGAAGAGGCACGAUGGAGUCAAGCUUAUCUGGAGGAUGAUGUCUUUUCUUUGCAAACAUUAAAACAAAAUCAUGUCCAUUGUGUCAACCCAGAGACAGGAAUGCGGAGGCCGCAGCCUGGCUGUCUGAAGGCAGAUGGGUGUCCGAUAUGCAAACACGGAUAUCCAAAAACACAGGAAAUGUCCGCGGAAGCUUGUAUCUUGUGCCCCUGUGCCUUAAAAGCCUUCGACUUACCGGACAGCGGACGCAAGAACUGUUUGUGCAUGCUGCACGGACCUCGCGACGAGGAAUACGUCAACCCAACGCAUCCGGCACUGCUGAGUGGGGCGCGGUGUAAUUCCGACGUGCAAUUACCGUACCGUUUGCCUUUUGCUUGCGAGAACUGUCAAGAAGCCUGUGAGGGGAGAAGCCUGCAGAAAAUGGUUUUGUUUGCGGCGCAACGUGCCCAGGACGCACAAACAGGUUACAGUUGCGAUUACUGCGCGAAAACUCAACCAAUGGCGUUUCUAGAGCUCAAGGAAUUGCAGAAGAGUCAUGCAGCCGUGGCAGAGCAAACGAAAGCAAAGGGGUUGGCGUAUCAGGGAAAGCGACACAUGACACGUUUCAUGUCAGACGCAUACUGCAAAGGAAUCGUACGUGGCCACGCAGAAUGCUCUAAUUUGCGUUGCUAUGCGACGGAGGACGCAGCUUCAGCAGAACGUAUUACGACAACACAAUAUGUCUCCUUUCCAGGUCAUGACUUCUUGCGGCACGCAGAAUUAGCGGCCAACGCUAUGACAGCCAGAGACCACAGGAUUACUGCCACUACACUGGGUAAAAAGCGUCCCGCACUCAAACAAAGACAAGUCACUGAGCACGACAUCGCCGAGUUCUACGCACGGCGACCUCGUGCCAGUCCAUGCUGGUACCUCUCUGCAUACGAGUUUCUGCUCUAUUGGGAAGUUAUUCCGACAAGAACACCGCGGAAUCUGAAGGAAUGGCAAGACCGUCGGCAGGAUGCAUGGGAUGUCGUUUUGACAAAAAAAGGCGAGACGAAACUCGUAGCAGCAGAAGUCUCCAACAAGAGCGUCAGAUUCAUUCCGGGCGUGGAUACACGGCUGCGAGACAGCCUUCCUUCGGGAUAUGUUGCAUUUGACGAUCGAACCGAAAAUGCACGAAUUCGCUCCGCGUGGUUACUGCGGCGGCGACGCAGACCCCGUUGUCCCACAUUUGCCCAUUGCCCUACACCCCGCUAUCAGCAAGACGAACAAGAAAAUAACUCCUUCAUGUGUCUGGUGUACUUCCGGCCAUGGACUGGACUGCCGGCAUGCGCAGAUAGAGAUGUUCGCAGCAUCCAGGACUUUCGUGAAGAGCACACCUCAUGGGAAGUCACCUUCCGCACAUGGCUUCAGGGGGUUGCAUGCAGGGAAACUAAGAAACACGUCAGCAAUUUUCUUUCUGUGUACCGCGUGCGUUCCUUAGCUGCCGACGUAGAAAAUAGCGACAAUGAAUGCGAAGACGACACACGUGCGCAUGUCCACGCUGCAAACAUCGACGCAUGCCUGCGGACCCGAGAAACACGGCAAGGAGGAGCGAACGAAUAUGACGACAUAGAAGCCGUGUGGCAGGCCAGCGCGUGUGACGCCAAUGUCGAAACAGAGUGUUUGCCAGAAGAAACGGCCGUCAACACCCACGACAACAGGAACCAGGAACUUUGCAGACGGAAGCGGCUGCAGAAAUUGAGCCAGGGCGCGUAG
Molecule: messenger RNA, 3717 nt
Organism: Symbiodinium sp. CCMP2592
Lineage: Eukaryota; Dinophyceae; Suessiales; Symbiodiniaceae
Source: the annotation of a GenBank genome assembly